Messenger RNA from Cyclospora cayetanensis, 732 nucleotides. Its product is annotated as proteasome subunit beta type-6. The coding region runs from base 1 to 732 and encodes 243 amino acids. Gene Ontology annotation, molecular function: threonine-type endopeptidase activity. Lineage: Eukaryota; Apicomplexa; Conoidasida; Eucoccidiorida; Eimeriidae. The transcript has a single exon. Gene Ontology annotation, cellular component: proteasome core complex. The record is from RefSeq and is a predicted model, not a curated record.
AUGCUGCAGGUAGCACUGGACUCUGAUGGCUUACCCUGUGUAGUAACUGGUUCAGUGGCUCCCGGUUGCAAUAUGGGAACCUCGACGGGGGCUCCCCCCGCUGCAGGAGCCGUGGAGACAGGCACCACCAUUGUUGCCUGCUGUUUCUCUGGCGGCGUUGUUCUAGGUGCCGACACCCGUACAUCUGCUGGUUCCUAUGUAGUUAAUCGAGCAGCCAGGAAAAUAACGAAGCUGGCGGACCGGAUCUGCGUCUGCAGGAGUGGAAGUGCGGCAGAUACGCAGGCACUGGCUCAGAUUGCACGUUUUCAGACGCAGUUGUAUGCCCAGGAGCUGCCAAUUCAGUUUAGAGGUGAAGCUCGGGUGAAGGUGGUGGCGCACCUGGUGCAGCAAAUGUCGUACGAAUACAAGGACCAGCUCACGGCGGGGCUGAUAGUUGCAGGGUGGGAUUCAGUGGACGGCCCCCAAGCAUACUCAAUCCCCAUAGGGGGCAGUUGCAUCCCCGUGAAGUAUACGGCUGGGGGCUCUGGCUCAGUAUUUAUCACUGCCUUCCUGGACUCGCAGUACCGCCCAGAUCUCACCAGGGAGGAGGCUGUGCAACUGGUAUCCAGGGCUGUGGCCCACGCAAUUAGUAGGGACGGUAGCUCUGGAGGCAUGGUUCGUCUUGUGACAAUUGAAAAGGAUGGGAUGUCGGAAUACUGCAUCGAGGGUAACAACCUCCCAGUUGACCCUUGA